Molecule: messenger RNA, 1053 nt
Organism: Ochotona curzoniae (black-lipped pika)
Lineage: Eukaryota; Metazoa; Chordata; Mammalia; Lagomorpha; Ochotonidae
Gene: LRTM1
Product: leucine rich repeats and transmembrane domains 1
Exons: 3
Coding region: 1-1053 (350 amino acids)
Cellular component (GO): extracellular matrix
Molecular function (GO): protein binding
Source: RefSeq, a predicted model, not a curated record
AUGAUCAGCGCGGACAUCUGUGGAGACUCAGCCAUGAAAGGUGAACUGCUCCUGCUUUCAAGUAUGAUUUUCCUGCUCCAGGGGGCACGUGGCUGCCCGGAGAACUGCCACUGUCACUCAUCUUCCAGUUUUGUGGACUGCAGCCAACAGGGUUUGGCAGAAAUCCCUACUGAUCUGCCUGCUACGACACUAUGGUUGAACUUACAAGAUAACCAGAUACACCAGAUCCCUGCUUUCGCAUUUCAGUCAGUGCCCCAGCUCACGACCUUAAACUUGGCCAACAAUUCCCUCUCACAUCUGUCCCCUGCGGCUUUCCAGGGCCUUCCGCACUUGCAGGUUUUAAACCUAACUCAGAACUCCCUGUUCUCCCUGGACAACACAAUUUUCCAUUCUCUCCCUGAGCUGAGGGAGCUUGAUUUGUCAUCAAACUCCAUAAGCCACCUUCCCACAAGCCUGAGUGAGACUUGGGAGAAUUUAACUGUGUUCGCAGUACAACACAACCGGCUUCAGCAUCUGGAUCGGGCACUCCUAGAGUCCAUGCCCAGCGUGAAGCUUUUGUAUCUCAAAGACAAUCUCUGGAAAUGCAAUUGCCACUUGCUCAGGCUGAAGCUCUGGCUGGAGAAGUUUAUCUAUAAAGGAGGCAUCACAGAUGGCAUCGUCUGCAGGUCACCCGACCCCUGGAAAGGAGAAAAACUCCUCGCGAUUCCUCACGAGCUGUACCAGCCCUGCCUGCUUCCUUCUCCUGAUGCAGCGUCCUCAUGGGUUCAGCAGCCCGGCUCUGCCCACAGGGGAGCCCUGAAGCCUACCGAGAGCCACGGCUCCGAGUGCGAGCUCAAACCCAAGCCGAGGCCAGCCAACCUGCGUCACGCCAUCGCCACCGUCAUCAUCACGGGGGUGGUGUGUGGCAUCGUGUGUCUCAUGAUGCUGGCAGCUGCCAUCUAUGGCUGUGCCUAUGCAGCUAUUACAGCCCAGUAUCAGGGUAGGCCGUUGGCUCCAAACCAUGAGCCUGGGAAGGCAGAGGGCAAAGGGCUGUUUGACAGUUCACCAGCUUAA